Branchiostoma floridae (Florida lancelet) is the source of this 1897-nucleotide messenger RNA. Its product is annotated as gastrula zinc finger protein XlCGF57.1-like. Gene Ontology annotation, biological process: regulation of transcription by RNA polymerase II. Gene Ontology annotation, molecular function: DNA-binding transcription factor activity, RNA polymerase II-specific; RNA polymerase II transcription regulatory region sequence-specific DNA binding. Bases 105 to 1517 code for a protein of 470 amino acids. Gene Ontology annotation, cellular component: nucleus. The record is from RefSeq and is a predicted model, not a curated record. The transcript has 2 exons. NCBI's taxonomy places the organism in Eukaryota, Metazoa, Chordata, Leptocardii, Amphioxiformes, Branchiostomatidae.
CGGCUAUACAGAUAGAAGGCUGGCCUCCAGGCUAGAAAGACGUCGCUACGCGGAUUGAUCCAGAAUUGUCUGAAAAAAGCAUCGACACAGCAAGCAGAUUCAACAUGGCGUCAGCAAGUGAGGGGUCUCCAACCGAAGUUUCUCAGAAGGGCGCUGGAGGCAAGAAAAGAAAGACUGGCGACCAGGUGGCAGUACGUAAGAAAAAUUCAGUCAACCAUCGGCAACUUGCAAAACAACGCAGCGGCCAUAUAUGUGGGGAGUGUGGGUACAAGGCACCUUACAUGUCUGACAUAGCCUUACAUAUGAGAUCCCACACUGGAGAGAAACCCUUCAAGUGUGACCAGUGCGACUAUUCUUCAGCACGAAAAGCCAAGUUGAAUUACCAUCUAACAAAACACACUGGUAAGAAACCCUUCAUGUGCGGGGAGUGUGGGUACAGGACAGUGUACAAGGGUCACUUGUUUGUACAUAUGAGGAUACACACAGGAGAAAAACCCUUCAAGUGUGACCAGUGCGACUUUACUGCUACACGGAAAUCUACCUUGGUUGACCAUAAAAUGAGACAUAGUGGUAACAAACCCUUCAUGUGUGAGAAGUGUGGGUACAGGGCAACUCACAGGUCUAUCUUAACCGUACAUAUGCGAACCCACACAGGAGAGAAACCCUUCAAGUGUGACCAGUGUGACUACUCUGCUACAAGGAAAUACCAUUUGGAAAUGCACGUGGCAAAACACACGGAUGAGAAACCCUUCAAAUGUGGAGAGUGUGGGUACAGGGCGGCUCUAAUGGUUCACCUAACCCGGCAUAUGAAAGGCCACGCAGAAGACAAACGCUACAAGUGUGACCAGUGCGAUUAUUCUUCUGCAUGGAAAACCGCCUUGGAUAACCAUAAAGCGAAACACACCGGUGAUAAACCCUACAUGUGUAAGGAGUGCGGGUACAGGACAACGCAUAUGUGUUACCUCUCUCGACAUAUGCGAACUCACACAGGUGAAAAACCCUACAAGUGUGACCAGUGUGACUAUUCUGCAACAAACAAAUCCACUUUGAAGGGCCAUCUAGCAAGGCACAGCGGUGAGAAACCCUACAUGUGUGGGGAGUGUGGGUACAAAGCAAGCAAGUCGUCUACUUUAGCCCGGCAUAUGAGAACCCACACAGGUGAAAAACCUUACAAAUGUGACCAGUGUGACUAUUCUGCAUCACACAAGUCAACGUUAAAAAACCACCAAACAACACACACCGGUGACAAACCCUACAUCUGUGGAAUAUGCGGGUAUAAAACAGUUAGUAAGUAUGACUUAUCCCGACACAUGAGAACCCACACAGGAGAAAGACCCUACAAGUGUGAUCAGUGCGACUAUGCUUCAAAAGACAAAAAUCACUUGAGGCAUCAUAAAUUGGCCAAACACACCAAUGAGAGACCUCACGUUUGUGGGGAUUGCGGUUAUAAAACAGCUAAUAAGUCUUCUUUAGUCCGACACAUUGUGAGAAAACACACAGGGAAAAAAACAAUGUGAUCAGUGUGACUAUUGUACUGGUCUAAAGUCUAAUUUGAACAAGCAUUUGGAAAAACACACCGGUAUGUGUUCGGAUUGUGGAUACAAAAAGGCUCGACGGAAUCACCUAUCCUAACAUAUGAGAAAGCACAGAGGACAAAAACACUACAAGUGUGACCAGUGAGACUUUUGUACGGCUUACAAAAAUGCCCUGACGAAUUUGAAUUAUAUGGGACAACACAAAGAAGAAACAGCUGUAGAUCUAAAAGUGUGAUCGAUCCUGUUAUGUCGAACACGAUUUCGAACACUUAGAACCCCCUGUUCGAUUUCGAACGAUUAGAACCCCAUGUUCGAAUUCUAUGUUGUAAUUGAUUCGCAUCUUAAAUCACCAAACGACUUGC